AUAUUUAUAUUUGAUUCAAAUGAUUUAUUUAUAACAUUUACAUUUAUAGUUAUGUAUAGUAAAGACAUAGUAAAGACUGUUUGAAUAUUUCAAUUACCUCUGUAUGCUCCAUGUCCAACAAAGCCUCCACAUUUUCGAGUUGCGGGGAUAUCUGAUGAAAGACAAAGCAGAGCUGCUCUGUAAACCUGAUGUCCUAAAAAAGAGUUGUCUUCCAGAAUCACGCCAUGCCAAAGUUCUUGAAGCUCAUCAACUAAGGGGUCUAAGAAAGCAUUUAUAUUUAGUGAUGGCUCUUUUGGUCCAGGUAUUAGUCCAACGAGAAUCAUAUUUUCUUCCUUAAAACGGUCUUCACGAGGUAGAUUCAAAAUGACCAAGUAGAUGGCUCCGACUGAAUAAGGUGCAUAUUUGAAAGGUUGGAACCAGUCCACAUUCAGCAUCAAGGCCAAAUUAUUUGGCUCUGUUAAAAAAGGCUCUCCAUUCACAUACUGGUAAUCCUGCCAUACUUGUCCAUCAUAAACAUCUCCUAACACACCCUUUGGCAUUUCCCGCUUUCGCCAUUCUUCUAAUUUCUCUUCAAAUCCAGGUCUUUUAACAAGUCCUCCCAGAGACUGCACAACACUCUUGUAACAGUAAGAACGAAUUGGAUGGACAUACUCUUCACCGCUCGAAUAUGUAGCCUUUCUUAGCAAGGCAGAGCCACAUUUCUUCCUUAAUGCAGACCUCUGCUGUGGGUGAUUGUAGAAUGGGAUGUGACCACAAGUCCUGCAAACCUUUGUACCAUCCCGUCUGAGCUCAUAGGUUUCAGUAAGCAUGUACACUGUCAUACAUUUUGGACAAACCACAUACUGUAAGAAGUCGUCACGAAGUAUACCAGUCCAUUUCCUCAAGGAGCAUAAAGUCUUUGGAAUGUUGCUUGAAAAGGCAGUGAGGGUAUUAGCACAGAGAACAUUUCCAAUUAUCCACAUGAAAUGUUUGAUGCACAGAAGAAGUGAUGUGAUGGCAUUAUCAGAAAUCUUGAAGGUUGAUUGCCAUUACAGAAGCAUCAUGGCAAAAAGUUUCAUCAACAAGUGUUCUGGUUUUUCACUUCUGGACUGAUCACUUCCAUGCUCCUCCCCAUCUUGUAUGUGAGGAUAUGCUUCCCUCUGCUCCUCAGCAAGGAUUUCCCCCUCUGCAUCCACAAAGUCAUCCUAUGGAAAUGUAAAGGACAUAUUUAAAACACAUGCAAUGCACAGACUCAUCACCACCAUUAAACCAUUAGAUAUUGAAAAGCCCAUCGUUAAUAUGGUCAUUUGAGAUUGAAAAGCCCAUCAUGAAUAUGGCCAUUACAGAUUGAAAAGCCCAUCAUGAAUAUGGCCAUUACAGAUUGAAAAGUCCAUCAUGAAUAUGGCCAUUACAGAUUGGAAAGCCCAUCGUUAAUAUGGCCAUUACAGAUUGGAAAGCCCAUCGUUUAUAUGGUCAUUUGAGAUUUAAAAAGAACACAAUUAAUAUGGUCAUUACUCAUCAAUAUGGCCAUUCGAGUAUGAAAAGAUUUGAAAACUGUAGUUUGAAAAGAUCAUGUGCAUCUCAAACAGCUAGCUUUAGUGCAAUGAACCAGUUAAAUACUUUGUGGGAACUUCAUCUUAGGAAUUUUUUAUACUUUAUAAAGUGUGUUUAAUACUUUAGUUGCUUUCAUUAGUUAACUAACAGAAAUUUGAGAGUGGAGAACAAUCAUGUGGGUGAAACAUGAUAGGUUUUCCCGUUUCAGCUCUGGAUUAGCAUGUAUUGAACUUUAUACUAGUAUAUCCAAACGUAAUUUCAUGCUUACCACACAACAGGAGAUGUCUUCAUCAUCUUGCAUUGACUCUGAAUCGCUGGAGUCCAGGAAAAGAUGAAUGCUUUGAUCAUCUGCUGUUUCGUCUGAAAAACAACAACAAUAUAUCGUUAUGCAUUAAAACGUGAUAUUCCUAUUUAAUUAUAAAUUACUAUUACUAUAACAACAACAGUGAAAAUCAACCACAUUUAACUAGGGGUCUCCAACCUUUUUGUUAGCAAGGGCUACCACAAUGGAUAAAACUUGCUGGAUGGCUACUUUUUGAUAUAGUAUAUUCAAAACUUUUUUGUUUAACUUGUUGAUUUUAUUUUACUUGUUGAUAUGUUUUAGUAUUGUUUAAAAUAUUGUAACAUACGUAAACCAAGCAAAGCUAAUAUAAAAAAUAUGUAAUUAAGCUCACCGUUGUCUGAACUGAUAUUCGCUGGGUGCGUUUCUUCAAAUUCUUCAAUCACUUCUUUUUCUGGGUCCUCGGAGUGCAUUUCACUUUUACCAAUCUCUCUAACUCCAGUAAAGUUAUCUUCCGGGUCUUUACACAUUGACGGGUCAUCACUCACAGCGGGUUCAUGACUGGACAGCAGCUGGCUCUGUACGUUAUCUGACGUAGCCCUUUUGGAUUUUUUCUCCCAAACUCCAUUUUUGAAAAAGCGCUUUCUGUGGUCAAAAUACUGUGUAUGACACAGUUCAGUGUUGCAAUGUUCACAGAAGCGGCGAGGUCGUUUCUUCAGUCUUGGGACUUCCAUCUUUCAACUGACAGCACACUGUGUUGAUAUCACAACAGAGAGUCAAGCCACCGCGCUUGUUUAUAUCAUAUACGCAUGCGCGCACGUCUCGCGAGAUCUUCCUUAUAACAAUAACCUCGCAUGUGAUUGGAGGAGCCAGACGAGAUUGUCGCCUUCGUCCAAUCACGUGCAAGGUCACGGCCUAUGACUCGUCAUACAGCGGUACAAGAUGAGCAUAUAACAGACACAGUUUGGUGUUUGUUCUCAAACUUUUUUUUACAUUUCCUGUGUUUUUGCUACUUUGCGCUUUCGUGAGAUCUACAAUGGCAGGACGGCGUCUAGCCUUCAGCUCUCCUUCAACUCCGCUGCAUGGACGCGACCAACCCCUUUCAUCCAGUCCGCUGACCGAUGAGAAGAAACUGCUGAAUGCUUUGAGUGGACUGUCUCGUCAGCUUACUCUGCUUACUUCCAAUGUGAAUGAGCAGUUUGCCAAUGUGAAUGGGCAGUUUGCCGCAGUAAACUCCAGGUUGCUGACCAUUGAGGAUAGGUUGGCUGCUUUGGAGUCGAAAAACUGUAACGGUACUAUGGAAGAAAAUAACUCCAAGAAGAGAAGACGGGUGCACAAUCCCAAGAUUGCGGAGGCUGUACGGCGUCUUCAUAACUCUGAGGCAAACUGCAGACGCUAUGAACCAGAGCAAGGACUAACGUUGCCUCACAACGAAGCCGUGACCUCCUAUUUGCUUGGGGCUAUUUCAGCAAGUCCCGAUUUAACUGCUGAGAGUGACGACAUUGUUUCUGCCUGUAAGACGUAUUAUGAGUCGGUACGCCGGAGCUUCAGAUACAAACAACCUGAACUCGCAUCGCGGGCGGAAAAUGCGAAAAGUUUAGCUCGGAGUCUAUCCAGAAGAAAAAGGUUGCUGGAAGCAAGACGAAGUGUGCUGGCUGAGGAUGAGAUGGAAAUUUGGAGGUGCGCCACCAUAGAUCUCAUGUCUGAUGAGGAAGACGGUAUUGUUGACGGGGUGUCUGGGUGGAUUGUGCGGCCACCACCCUCUCGCAGCCUUGAACUCUCCGAGCUCUGUGCAAUGCUGCAAUCCAGAUUAGAGGCGACACCAAAAUACAGGGAAACUCACCAUAUACGCCUGCAAAAUUGACACUUUUCCCCAACAUUUUAGAGUUGUUGUUUUUCUCGGGCAACUCGCCAUAUGCGCCUGCAAAAGUGACUCUUUUUUUCAACGUUUUUGAGGAUUUUUUUUUCCAACACUUGAUCACUUUAAAAAAGUUUUUUAGGGAUCUUUCCCGAAUGUCUCGCACUUUUUGACGUGUUUGGAGAACAUGAGAGACAUUAUGCUGCUUUGUACAUAGUUGUGUGUUUACAAUUAAAGCUCUUUCUUUGACUUAAUAGAUGUGCGUUUAUAAUUAAAGCUCUUUCUUUGACUUAAUAGAUGUGUGUUUAUAAAUAAAGCUCUUUCUUUGAAUAAACAGCUGUGUGUUUAUAAAUAAACCUCUUUGUUUUCUCUUAUAUUCCUUGAUGGUGUGAAUAGUGUAGUACAUAGCACAAUGACAUUAAUAUAUAAUAAAUUAUUAUAACAUAAAUUAUAUAUUUAUUAU
Molecule: messenger RNA, 4134 nt
Organism: Paramisgurnus dabryanus
Lineage: Eukaryota; Metazoa; Chordata; Actinopteri; Cypriniformes; Cobitidae
Source: RefSeq, a predicted model, not a curated record